AUGGCCUUUAUGGCAGUAAUAAGAUCUGCUGAUCUCGAAGAUAACCACUGCCGGCUGAACAGUUCAGCUGGAGCACUCUUUCGAUGCCUAGCUGCCGUGCCACCUGAAGCAAGCACGAGGGCUGGGAUACUGCCAGGUCGCCCAGGCCUAGACAGGGGAAGUCGAGUGGCAGAGGUCGGGUUCGAACCACGGACCUUCCUCUCAGUAAAUUCGCGCUCUAACCACUUGGGCCAUCUCGCCCAACUAACUGUACGACUCCAGAUCGGAACGGCCACUUCUGACAAGCUUUCCGGGUGUUGGAUUCCAGGUCGCAGUGUAAGUGAUUUCUAUCUGUUCUGCAACUGUACAUGGAAUGGCGUUGCUUUAGUCAGUACCAGAGACGGUAGCAUUGUGCAUGAACAUGUGGCUUCUCAAACGCGAUUGAGUGUCAUGCAUGUUUCGUGCCUUUAUUUUGACGUUCUCUGUAGGCUAGGAGGUGUGCUGCCUACUGUCGCUCGAGAGUUUCACAAAACAGCCAUUGAGCACCUCACAUCCUCUGCUCUAGCCAACUCGGGUGUUGGAUGGAAGGUGAAUCCUGUUAUUCAACUUCAUCAACGUCGCGUAGGACAUAGAUGGUAUUGCGGUCACCGUGAAACCUGGUAUGCCAAUGUCUCUCAAAGUUGGGGUUACGUAUGCAAAGCAGUUGGCCGAACUCUAUGGGUUGGAGUCCCUUUUUUCUCAAUAACCUUCAUUUUCAGAAAACCUUUAAUUCCAAUCCACCACAUGGAAGCGCAUGCUCUCACAGCGAUGCUAACUUAUCCAUCGCUCACAUUCCCUUAUCUAGUGCUACUGCUCAGUGGAGGUCAUGCUUUGUUAGCACUGGCCCGAGGUUUGGAGGAUUUCGUUGUACUGGGCACGGCUUUGGAUGCGUCGCCUGGAGAGGUGCUUGACAAGCUUGCACGCCGUCUAAAGUUAUCUCGCCUUGGAGAUUCUCGUUUGAGUUCCGUGAGUGGAGGUCGGGCUGUUGAACUACUUGCUGCCGAGCACAAAGCCAGUUCUCCGCUGUUCGAAAUACCUCUUCCUCGUUCACAAUCUCGAGACUGUGACCUUUCAUUCACUGGCAUUCAACUCAAUUUUGAAAGGCUAAUCAGCAGAUUGGAGGAAGAAUUGGUAGAUGUCGACCCCCGUAGCCACAGCAUACUUCCUGUCGAUUGUCUGGCAACUGUGUGCGCAUCCCUUCAGUCUGCCGUAACUCUUUUGAUCUGCCGAUGUGUUCAACGAGGAUUUGAGUUCCUUCGAUCAAACGGGUCUGCGGACUUUCCCUGGCCAACAGCAUUGGUUGUUUCUGGUGGAGUUGCCGCGAAUUCCGUUAUUCGUGCUGGUCUGUCAGAAGUUGCACAGCAUUUCGGACUUCCGCUGUUAGCACCACCGGCCCGUUUGUGUACAGACAAUGGUGUUAUGAUUGCCUGGAACGGCUUGCUUUUGAAACGGGCAAAUCGUCGCGUCACCUGGGACAUUUCCUCAGUUGAUUUCGAACCCAAAGCGCCUUUUGGGAUUGACUGCCGUGCCUUAGUUCGCAAUGCUGAGAUUCGGAUAGAGGCUAUCAAGAUCAAUUCGGUACCUUAGUUCGUCCAAUAUUCCACUU
Opisthorchis viverrini is the source of this 1624-nucleotide messenger RNA. RefSeq lists its product as hypothetical. The transcript is spliced from 9 exons. The coding region runs from base 1 to 1605 and encodes 534 amino acids. NCBI's taxonomy places the organism in Eukaryota, Metazoa, Platyhelminthes, Trematoda, Opisthorchiida, Opisthorchiidae. The record is from RefSeq and is a predicted model, not a curated record. Gene Ontology annotation, cellular component: mitochondrion.